Molecule: messenger RNA, 2904 nt
Organism: Alligator mississippiensis (American alligator)
Lineage: Eukaryota; Metazoa; Chordata; Crocodylia; Alligatoridae
Gene: OCSTAMP
Product: osteoclast stimulatory transmembrane protein
Exons: 3
Coding region: 1-1422 (473 amino acids)
Cellular component (GO): membrane
Source: RefSeq, a predicted model, not a curated record
AUGGGGGAUCUUCACAGAUGCAGGUGGAGAGGCUGGAUCUACUGCCAAGAUGUUCUGUUUCCAAAGAUACAGGAAGUCGUGUCAGCCGCAUGGUCUACCUACUCUAAGCCAGUUCCGUCCAGCUGCAAUGAGCUCCUGGCCUUAUUUCUGCAGUGCUGCUGCAUCACAGCCUUAAUAGGUGGCCUCUUCUACAACUGGUUGUUUGCUUCACUAGAGUAUCCAUCCCAUCUCUCUGCUGCAACUGCUGCUUUCUUCAGUUUUCUGCUUCUAUUGGCCCUUUUCUUGGUGCAUCCUUUCCGCUGCAUGGUCACUAUUAUUGUGCCUACGCUAGGUACUAAACAAGGCCGGAGGCUUCUCUUGUCUACCUGCUUCAUGAUUGUGGCAGUUAAUAUAACACCAAAUAUCAUGGGAAACAUUAAAACCAUACUGCAGGUUAUUAAGUGCAUUUGUAAGAAUUCCUCUGAGAGUCUUCUGAAUUCAACUGCCCUGUUGGGGAGUGCUUCCUGGGAGUUUGGUCACCACAUCAAACCAGUCUUUGACAGCUUAUUAGUCUGGAAGCCCAUGAAUGGACCUUUUCAGCUUCUUGUGGAUAGAAAUACCUCUGUAAUUAGGCAGCAGCUGGGCCUUGCUAGUCAAAAGAUAAAAGAAGAUUUCUUUGCUACUGAACUGCUGGUCAAGGGUGCAGUCCUCAUAAGCAACAGGGUGGUGGCUGGCUUCUUCAUGUCCUAUCUUUUUUUUGAGUCUGCUUGGUAUUUGAAAAGCUAUCUCACCAACCUCCAAUUUGAUAACAUUUAUAUCACCAAGAAGCUGGAGUGUUUAGCUGUGGAGAAUGAAACAACCAACCUGCUGGCCUGCUUGCCCAAAAACCUUAUCAAAUCAACUGGCCUGAAGCUUUCGCGGGAGGAAACAAUGGUGUGCCUCAUGCGCAUGCUGCUUCUCACCUUGAUGCUGCUGCUGACAGUGGUGAUCAUAGCAACAGACCACAUCGCCUUCUACUUGGCACACACAGCAGUGAAAGAGAUGGUUGAGCUUCCCACAGUGCCUGUAACUCUCAACAUAAAAUAUAAUGCCAAAGUAAACAUUGUGCCCUUUCUCUCAAGUCUUUUCCUUUAUGGAGGACCAACGGCUAUAGACUUUCAAAGAAGUUACCAUCAGAAUCUGACCUUUGUUUCUGCUGACUGCACUAGGAAACCGCCUAGCCCACCUAAUAACUCUGUGGCGCUUGUUGUUGGACUGCUCUUUUGCAUUAUAUAUGCCAUGAUAUUUCUGGAAACCUAUGCACACCGCUUGUGCCGAAAAAUCUCAGCCUCCUUCUUUGAGAGCCAAGAAGAGCAAAGAGUUUAUUACCUCUAUAACAAGCUAUUAAGGACACACAAGAAAAAGGAGCAGAAAGCAUUUUCAGAAAGGACAGCAGCUUUAUAAAGAUCCUGCAAGCUGGAACAUCUAGGGUAUCAUGACAGGAGCUAAUGAGAUACUUGAACUAUGAUUCCACAACAAUUGCAUCUUGGAUAAUGCAGCUUGGGUUUUGUUUUCUAAGUCAGAAUUAGGGAUGAGGAAAGGAAUGACAAAAUCUGAAAAUGUUAUGUUUUGUAAAUCUUACAUAUUUAUUUUUGCUCAACUUAAUAAGACUGUUUUACAACAAAAAUGAUCCUAUUACCAAAAAAAAUCAGCAUUUUCAAAUUUCUAAGGUUAUUUUGAUGAAGAUAAAAUUUGACCCCAGACCCUGCAAAAAUGUAAAAACAAGAUUGAAUAUUUUAUUUAGAAAAGGGUCAGGUUACAAAGAUGUGAAGAAAAACAAAAUUUGAGGCUUAUAAAAUGGCCUGGGAUUAGAUUGUGUAAAAUAUAAUGCUGAUUUUGCCCAUACCUAUGUAUUUAUUGAGUUAUAUUUCAGUGUUUCACAUGUACUAUGUCAAGUUAAAAAUUAUGAAUGUGAGAAGAUGCCUGACACUUUAUUGAUCUAUAUGUGGAAACAAGUAACAUCCUGCCCAGUGGUUGGUAUUGGCAUAAAAUAUGCUGGAAAUGUACAGGUAUGACAUAUUCUUCACUCUGAGUGAUGUUGUCCCACGCUAGUCAUGGUUGGAUUACAUAAAGAGAAUGAUGAUGAGUGCUUUGUACACUUGGUAAACUCAGAGAUAGGGAUGAGGUAUAAGACACAAGCAGAGUGAGCAACGUGAUGGCAGCAAAUGGCCUAUUAGAUCCAUUAUUUUUUUGGCAGGGCAGGAGUUACUUCGGAGGGGUCGCUUAAAUUGUAUGAUGAAUGAAGAGAAGAGGGAUGAAGUUGAUGGGACUGGGGAGAAGCAGGUAAGAGGGGGAGGCGAGGUGUGAAGCUAAGGUGAAGUGAUUGUGUAGAGGAUGCUGUCGGAGCAAACAGCUAGUUCACACAGGGUGGAGAAACCCAGUCAAGCCGGCCAAACCUGCUCUGAAUGCCCAGAGAUCUGUACUUUGACAGCUUUCCUUCUUCCCAGUUGAAUCUCUGGCUGAUUCCUUUUUUCAGUUUUACAGCACAGACCAACUCCAACUAAAAGUCCCAGGGGCUUCCUACCUCUGCACUUGGGCAUAAUUUAUCCUAAUAUAUAAAACAUACUAAAAAAGGUGUGACUGAGUAAAAGCCCUCAACUUAAAAUCUCUAUAACUAUACACUACAAAUAAUUCCUUUCAGAGGCAAUACCAUAACACAUUAUUAGUAUUGAAAUGACUGUGUUUCCCAGGAGGGUAAAAACAUUUUCUAUUAGACUGAGUCUAUUUUAACAACUGGAGUAAUUAUGUUAUAACUAGGUUUUAAAGAGCUUCUCAAUAAUGACAACUGGGUAACUUUCCUGUGGAAAGUGAGCUUAUAGCCCAUCCCUGUGGGGCCUCUAAUGAGACAUGGGCGUGUGUGUGUGUGUAUCUGUGUGCGGGGGAAAU